This is a messenger RNA of Aspergillus chevalieri, 1125 nucleotides long. Its product is annotated as DODA-type extradiol aromatic ring-opening family dioxygenase. The transcript is spliced from 4 exons. The record is from RefSeq and is a predicted model, not a curated record. NCBI's taxonomy places the organism in Eukaryota, Fungi, Ascomycota, Eurotiomycetes, Eurotiales, Aspergillaceae. Gene Ontology annotation, molecular function: zinc ion binding; oxidoreductase activity, acting on single donors with incorporation of molecular oxygen; ferrous iron binding. The coding region runs from base 1 to 1125 and encodes 374 amino acids.
AUGUCUCCCCAAACCACUCCCAGCACAGCGUCCAACCAGCACCAUCCAAACACGCACACUUCGUCUAGAUCGAGUACGAGUGCUACGAUCUUUCUCGCUUCGGUUGUCGCUUUACUCGCGGCGGCUGCUAUAGCUGUUUUCUUUGGAAACGAAGACACAGCUGGUUUGUUCAGAUUACGCCGGUUUUUCGGGGGAGGGGUUGCCUCUUCACGAUCUUCUUCUAUACUACGACAGACUUCCCCUGCGGUUCAAGGGUUCUCGAGCUCAGCGCUUGCUGCAGACGAGAUCAAGAUGCGCACGCCGGUUUAUUUCCUCAGUCAUGGUGGUCCAAACGUCAUGUACCAAGUGGACCACCCGGCCUACAAAAGGCUCGGCCAAAUAGGCCGCGAGAUUACGACCAAGGUCAAGCCGCGUGCUGUGGUGGUCUUCUCGGCGCAUUGGCAGGCGUCCCAGGACACGAUCCAGGUGAAUACGGCAGAGAUUACGGAUUUGAUUUAUGAUUUCUAUGGAUUUCCAGGCCAUUAUUAUAAAGAGAAGUAUCCGAAUGUGGGUAGUGCGGAGGUUGCGAAGAAGGUACUUGACGCGCUCGGUGCGGCGGGGAUUAAGGCCAAGGGGGUGAAGAGGGGUCUGGAUCAUGGUGUUUGGGCGAGUUUUAAGUGCGCAUUCGAGCCUGACGAGAAUCCUUUGAAUGUCCCCAUUGUCCAGGUUUCGCUCUUCAAAACAGAAGACCCAGUUCAGCACUACCGUCUCGGUCAAGCAGUCUCCCACCUUCGGGACGAUAAUAUCCUCAUUAUUGCCUCUGGCAUGGCAGUUCACAAUCUGCGCGAUAUGAUGUUCAGCUUUGGAGAUCCCAGGCCGCUCCCGUAUACUGCUAGCUUCGAUGAAGCUCUGAAAGACGCGGUGACAAGCGUCCCUGAAGACCGAGAGAAGGCCAUGGCGGAGUUGCUGAAGCGGCCUGAUGCCAGACAGGCCCAUCCGUACUUUGACCACCUGCUUCCGAUCCACAUCGGAGCUGGAGCUGCGGGUGAGGAUCGCGCAAAGAGACUCUGGACGCUGGGAGAAGGGAGCAUGAGCUGGGCGCAAUAUAGAUUCGGGGAGGUUGCCAAUAGCAGUGGCAGUUUGUAG